Molecule: messenger RNA, 1512 nt
Organism: Exophiala xenobiotica
Lineage: Eukaryota; Fungi; Ascomycota; Eurotiomycetes; Chaetothyriales; Herpotrichiellaceae
Exons: 8
Coding region: 1-1512 (503 amino acids)
Molecular function (GO): monooxygenase activity; oxidoreductase activity, acting on paired donors, with incorporation or reduction of molecular oxygen; iron ion binding
Source: RefSeq, a predicted model, not a curated record
AUGAAAGUUCUUGAAGAAAUACUAUUCUAUCUCCGGAGCAGUUGGGCACCGCUCAUCUCUGUCCUCCUCCUAGCGAGGCUACUCUUUAACAAAUACGGCAGGAGGCUCAACUCCAUUCCUGGUCCCUUUCUCGCCGGCUUCACCGACUUGUGGCGCUUUUUCAACACCACGUUCUCAACUGCACACAAUACCCAUAUACGGCUGCAUCGAAAGACGAAUUCGCAAUUUGUCCGCAUAGGACCACGAACUAUUUCAAUCUCGGAUACAAGAUUGAUACCAACGAUUUAUGGAGCCCAUACAGACUUCACCAAGAGCCAGUACUAUACGCUAUCUAUGAUGCCUUUGUAUGGCAAGUACACUCCAAGUCUGUUUACUGCGCUUGACGAGAAUUGUCAUGCGUCAAUCAAGAAGCCGAUUGCGACCGCGUACAGCAUGUCGACCAUCGUUGAGUUUGAGCCGCUAGUAGACUCGACAACGUCACUGUUGAUGUCCAAGUUGGAUGACUUCGCAAUCUCUGGAGACUCCUUCGACUUUGGUGUUUGGUUGCAGAUGUAUGCCUUCGAUGUUAUCCAGAAACUGGGGUUCUUAGAGACAGGCACCGAUGUGCAAGGAAUUAUGACAGACAUCAGGACCAAGAUAUCAUACGCUGCAUGUGUACGCAACAAUGCCCGAGCAUCCCCUGACUCGAUCGUUGAGCUGAUCCCUACUGGCUGUUUAGUUCCGACCCACCCGAUCGUGACCUUUACGUUGGACAGGAUGGAAGAACGAGCUGCGAUGAAGGAUCAUGGGGCCGGUCGCAAGCGCGAUUUCUUGACAAGAUGCCUUGAGGCGCAGCGCAAAUACCCUCACAUUGUUACGGACCGGAUGAUCGUGAUCUACAAUGGAGACAAUGUCGCUGCAGGCAGCGAUACAACUGGGAUUGCAUUACGGGCGAUCUUCUACUACGUCCUGAAGACACCGGGAUGCAUAGAGAAGGUGGUCGAGGAGCUCGACCAAGCAGACAAAGAUGGCCAGCUCAGCGACUUUGUCACUUGGCGGGAGUCCAACAAGUUGCCGUAUCUUCAGGCAUGCAUCAAGGAAGCGCUUCGCAUGCAUCCAGUGGUCGGCUUGAUCAUCGAAAGAUGCGUACCGAAGGAUGGGGUUGUGCUGGGAGGACACUACUUACCUGGAGGCACUAUCGUUGGAAUGAAUCCUUGGGUCACAGCGCGAGAUAAAGGCGUAUACGGAGCGGACGCGGACGCGUUCAGACCCGAGCGAUGGCUCGAAGCGUCGGAGGAGCAACUUGUCGCUAUGGAAAGGGCAAACCUCACGUUCGGUCAUGGAAAACGAUCUUGUGUCGGCAAAAAUAUUUCGAUGCUCGAAAUAUGCAAGGUGGUCCCUCAACUGCUGAGACAUUAUAAAUUGUCAUUCGUGCGACCAAACCAGGAGUGGAAAGUUCGGGGUGGAUGGUUUGUUUGGCAGGACGAGUUUGAAGUGUACAUAACCAGACGAACAGACAAGGUGGUUUCGUGA